AUGGAACUCAUGGAACUAGUUGAGAACGAGCCCACUGCCCGUCCAUUCCAGUGCGACUGGCAGUCUUGCACAAAGAGCUUUAAUCGGAAAUCUGAUUUACAAAGACAUUAUCGUAUACAUACUAAUGAGCGGCCGUAUUCUUGCUCUAUCCCUGGAUGCGGGAAGAGUUUUAUUCAGCGUAGUGCGCUGACGGUUCAUAUUCGAACACAUACAGGGGAAAAGCCCCAUCAAUGCCAACACAUUGGCUGUGGCAAACGGUUCUCUGAUUCUUCAAGUCUUGCGCGGCACCGACGUAUACACACUGGAAAGCGUCCAUACAAAUGUGCCCAUGAUGGCUGUUCCAAAAGCUUUUGCAGAAAAACCACCAUGGUCAAGCAUCAACGGAGAUCGCACCAGCAAGGGAUGAACCCCAACGAUAUCGACGAUUGCUCCUCGGAUUCUGAUGAUGACGAGUCCCCCUCUACUCCCCAGCACUCCUCCAUGACCUGGUCGCCUCACGACAUGGUUUCUAUGGGUCAAGCAGCACCAAACGGUUCGCUCCAUCGUGCAUCCUCUUAUGCCGACUUCGAGUCUCAGGUUCAUGGCCACCAUAUGCCACCUCAUUAUGCUCACAGGCAUGGAAUCCCCACCACUGUUCCCCAUGAAUAUCACGGGCAUACAGUGCCUGAUCAGCACACCCACGUUCAACUUGUUCAUCGAGCCGCAGCCAUACCGCGUCAGGCAUAUUAUGUAACCGAGCAAGGGAACCCUGGUGUCGCCACGAUGACUAGUUCUUUGCCUGCUCAUUACCACUUGUCACAACAUGUGGAGCGACCUGCUAUGGAGAUGCCGUAUUCGGCCCCAGGAAUCCCGACGUCAAUUCAGAGCAGCCCUAGCACCUUCUCUGCCACUUCGGUCCCGAGCCCUAUGGUUCAAGAUGGCUUCUAUGCUCACCAGCCGACAACCCAGCCAGCAUAUACAGCAGCAGAAACUCAACCAGCUAUGGUUCAGUACCACCAGCCUAUUCAGCACCAUAUGGCACAGCCCCAGCAGCCGGUUGUAUCUCAGCCACAGCAUAUGCCUGCCACGGCCGAGCACUACCCUCCCCCGUCAGCGCACCCGCAACAAGAGCAGUGGUCCCAUUACGACCCGCCGAUUGAGGUUACAACCAUUGGGCAGCUGCCCGCGUACGGGAGCGCAGUAUAUGAUAUCUAUGCGCCAAAGAUAGAGUUCGAUGAUCCUUCACUGCAACUUCCCAGUAGCAGAUUGGCAAGCAUGUGA
Messenger RNA from Fusarium venenatum, 1260 nucleotides. RefSeq lists its product as uncharacterized. NCBI's taxonomy places the organism in Eukaryota, Fungi, Ascomycota, Sordariomycetes, Hypocreales, Nectriaceae. Gene Ontology annotation, biological process: regulation of transcription by RNA polymerase II. Gene Ontology annotation, cellular component: transcription regulator complex; chromatin; PcG protein complex. The record is from RefSeq and is a predicted model, not a curated record. Gene Ontology annotation, molecular function: DNA-binding transcription factor activity, RNA polymerase II-specific; RNA polymerase II cis-regulatory region sequence-specific DNA binding.